Hypanus sabinus (Atlantic stingray) is the source of this 4669-nucleotide messenger RNA. It is a transcript of the gene stk36, whose product is annotated as serine/threonine kinase 36 (fused homolog, Drosophila). Gene Ontology annotation, molecular function: protein kinase activity; ATP binding. Gene Ontology annotation, biological process: protein phosphorylation. The transcript has 27 exons. Gene Ontology annotation, cellular component: cytoplasm. The record is from RefSeq and is a predicted model, not a curated record. NCBI's taxonomy places the organism in Eukaryota, Metazoa, Chordata, Chondrichthyes, Myliobatiformes, Dasyatidae. The coding region runs from base 192 to 3704 and encodes 1170 amino acids.
GGUGCCUCGGCCUCUCUGGCUGUAAAUUCCCGAGGCGCGACGCCGGUUGCCAUGGCGGCGGGCGUGGGGUCCUCGAUCAGAGCUGGGGUAACUCUGUUCCGCCUGACGGGCAGUAGACAGGCGGUGAAAAGUGAGAUAGGCAGAUCCGUGACUCCUUCGCUUGCAGCCAUCGUUUCCCUGGUAACCCCAGGAUGGAGAACACACCACUGGGCUCGGGGUUGAUGGAUUACCAUGUGCUGAAUCUGAUCGGGGAGGGGUCCUUUGGCAGAGUCUAUAAAGGCCGCAGGAAGUUCAGUGGACAGGUCGUGGCGCUGAAAUUCAUCCCGAAGGUUGGCCGCUCGGAGAAGGAGCUGAGGUGCCUGCAGCGGGAGAUUGACAUCAUGCGGGGUCUCCGGCACCCCAACGUGAUCCAGCUGCUUGACAGCUUCCACACGGACCAGGAGGUAGUGGUGGUGACAGAGUAUGCAGAGGGUGAACUCUUCCAGGUGUUGGAGGACGAUGGCAGCCUCUCCGAGGAGCAGGUCCGGGAGAUCGCGGGGCAGUUGGUGUCUGCUCUGUAUUAUCUGCACUCCCACCGCGUUCUGCACCGGGACCUGAAGCCUCAGAACGUUCUGAUCGGCAAGGGAGGGAUCCUCAAACUCUGCGACUUUGGUUUUGCACGGGCCAUGAGCCAGCAGACUCUCGUGCUGACUUCCAUCAAAGGGACCCCGCUGUACAUGAGCCCAGAGCUGGUGGAGGAGAGACCCUAUGACCACACGGCUGACCUCUGGUCCUUGGGCUGCAUCCUCUAUGAGCUCUUUGUCGGCACGCCUCCCUUCUACACCAGCAGCAUCUUCCAGCUGGUCAGCAUUAUCGUCAGAGACCCUGUCAAGUGGCCCAAGGGCAUCAGCUCCCAAUUCAAGGAGUUUCUUCAGGGACUUCUGACCAAGGAUCCAAACCAGAGGCUCUCAUGGCCUGGUCUCCUCCACCACCCAUUCGUGGCUGACAGAGUACUCGUAGUGGAGGAGGGGAGACAGGAUGAGGCCAGCUACAAGCCCCUGACCCUCGUGCUAAGCCCUGAGGAACAGGCACGGAAGGAACAGCAGAGUCGUGAACGGGCGCCCACCUCUGGUCACUCCCGCAUCCUGAGGAAGGCCCGGCAGAGAAUGCUGCAGGAGGGACGCAACAAGGAUUCAGGUAAUCAAUUGGUCAUCCAGGAGUCAAACCCGAGGGCAGAUUCCAAGGCCCAGGAGUGUAGGCUGCCUGCAGGAGAAAAGGCUGCUAAUGACUGGAUCCCAGCACACAGCACUCAUCCCUGUUAUAGGACCACCAGCCACCAGGGAAGCACGCAGGCCCAGCAGACAGGGCAGAGUCUUCAACAGAUCAGCCAGGAUUAUGAGCUGGAGUUCCCCAAGGUCCAGAUCUCAACGAGGAUGGUGAAGAAGAAAAGUCACAGCACAGAAAAUGAGGCGGUGGACAGUGAUGAUGAAUGGCAACAGCUGAUCGAGGCCACUGACCCAUCUGCUCUGCAGCUCAGCACCCCGCUGGCUCUCCUGCAGGACCCCAACUUCCACGAACGACUGCGGACUCGGCUGGAGAAUUCCAGCGCACAGGUACUGGAGGGGAUGCUGGAGGGAGCCUCCCGACUUCGCCCGGUGCUGCGCGUCACCACCCACCUGCUGGCCACACGAUGUGACGGGGAGCUGCUGCACACCUUCUGUCAGAGCCUGUGCCUACCUCAGCUCCUGCUACAACUCAUCAGGGCUGUGCUUCAGAAUGACCAACUCCGAAAGCAGCCCUGGAGAGCACCUGUUCUCUGCGACCUCCUGUCUGCCCUAUCUGCCUACUUUGCUGGUGACUUUGGCAUGGAUUCUGGUAGCGGGAUACAGGCAUUGGACCAGUCUGCCUCCCAGUUCCUGUCACUCCUCCCUUGGCUGGUGUCACAGGGGUCCGUCCAGGAACCGCGGCUGAAGGAACAAGCUCUCACGUGUCUCAUCGUCCUGUGUGAGGCAGUGGAUCGAACCUCUCAGGCUUCCUCUCGCUUGGUUUAUGAGUCACUGCUGUCUGAGCACCAGGUUGUAUUGGACAGUUUGCUGCAGGGCAGCCGGGAAAUGCAGCCACCACCCACAAAGCAGCAAGGUUUGGAAGGGUUUUCGGAGUCCCAGGAUCACCUUCAGAUUGUGCACACUGCUGCAGUGGCUACUCUCUGCCACGUCCCACCAGGAGGAAAUUGCUGUCAAGAAUCCAAGUGCAAGGUGACUCAGUAUGUGAACAACCACCUCUUUCCCACAGAGAAGCCACAGGAACCGAACAACUUCCUGAAUGGAAUCAAAGACCAGACCCUGGUGCUCUACACACUAAAGGUUAUCUACUCCUGCUGUAAUGUCAGUAAAGACACAUGUCAGCUCGUCAUGGACGAGGCUUUACCAAACUUGAUUGGGCUCUUGGAAAGUCAGGUCUCCCCCGAAGACCCCAUCUGGUCUCAGCUCUGGGAGCUUUCUCUCUUCCUUCUGUCGCUGGUGGUGAUACAGUUGGAUCGUGUCCCCGACAGGCUGGAAGACACAACCGGUGCAGUCAUCUCGAUCUUACUGCGAUCUCCAGUUCAUACUAGCGCUGCAGCCCUCCUGUUGAUCGAAUUGAGGUCUCGAGGCUGUUCGGUGGAGCUUCAGCUCGAAGACCUUCUGCAAGCAGCCCUCGUCACGCUGACUUCCAGCUUCCAGCAUACAGUUACCCCACCAAAAGACCUUGGCAUGUUGGACGGGCUUUUGAUUCUGUUGCUGCAGAUAGCUGCCGAGGGUGCAGCUGCCAUUCUCCAGGGCUCCGAGGUGUGGCCACUCAGCUGGCAGAGGGUGUGCCGCACCCUGCGCAUCUGCCCAGAGGGGCCGCUGAUGGAAGGAGACACCCCGAGACCAGGAAGACCCACCCCUGUCCCCAACUGGAGCUGUCUCUCUCCCACAGGGCUUCGGGCUUUCCUCAGUCUGGCCACACUGGUGUUUGCCUCCGUUCCCUCCCAGUGCAUUCCGCUGCUCUCCAGUCCCUCCAGUGUUGUGUUGGCAACGCUCGGGCAUCUGCUGUCAGAACCAUUCCUCACUCAUCUGAGACAAAGGUUCUGCUCCGAGCCCGGCCAGGACCUUGUGUCAAGCGUGGUGCUGCGAGUGUGCCAGCUCCUAUGCUUUCCCUUCGCCACAGAUGUGGAGGAGCCACUCUUCAGUAAUGUUCUGCUAGCCCUGCUGGAGGGAGACAUUGUCCGGCACCUAGUGCAGUUGUCUCUUUGUGGCCUGCCCUCCUCGGAACCUGAUCUGCCCCUGUCUCUGCUCUGCCACCUCUCCCUGUCGGCAGUGGGCCCCAGCCAAGAGCGGCUGCUCUCCAGCCUGCCCCCUCCUACUCGCCUCUGCUCUCUGCUGAACCAGCUCCUAUCCUCUCCUCCCCCCUCCUCACCACCCCCUGCUGCUCUCUUACUGUCACUCCUCUCCUGGCUUUGCCGCCUCUCUCCCCCUACUCGGACCCUGCUGCGAGACGCACUGGAGGGAGAGGGAGAUGAGGAGAGUUCCACGUCUUGUCCCUCCAGACCCCUGCUCCAAGCCCUGUCCCACCCACACCCUAUGGUCCGAUCCCAGGCGUGUCGGCUGGCCUCUGCCCUGCGACUGGAGGGCGAGACGACAGGAGUUGAGGACACCUCUCCAGGAUUCCCACCCGCACCCAGAGCGUUCCCUGAGGGGGAGUGAGCUGCCGGGCAGGAGUCCAAGAGGUCCUGAUCUCCCUCAAGGCUCCCGAGCUUCUGACCCAGCUGUGGGAUUGGAAUGUGCGUUCUCUCACCACCCCUGGCGUCUCACCCAGUCAUCGACCCAGAGGUCUCUCCAUCACCACUCCCAGAUCUUGGAAUACUCCCCUCCUGACACUAUGCCUCUCUCCUGGGACAGCAGGGCCUGAGGGUUGGAAGCAGGAUGGGGGCUGACAGGGAGCAAGGCAGCUAGAGGCAAAAGGUUGGUUUUGGGAGGGGUGGGGGGUUGGGGUGAGCAGAAGCAAAGUCCUGAGUGUUGAGAGGUCACAAUUCAGUGGUGGAGAUCACAUAAGUGAGGGGUUAAGGCCAGAGGUCAGAUCAGUGAGAGGUCGCAGGUCAGGGAUGGAGCUCAACAACAGAGAGGUCAGGGGCACAGAGGGGAUGGAGGUCAGGGGUGGUGAGAGAUCAUAAGUCAGGCAAAAGUGACAGUAAGGGGUCAGGAACAAAAGUUUGGACAGAGGUCGAAAUGACUGGUUACAGGUCAGGGCCAGCUAGAGAUCAGCUGCACACGCCAUGAGAAGUCAGAGUUCAUUUGGUCUGGGGUUGAAAGCAGACACAGCAGCUAUUUUACCCUGACUGAGGGGCUCCAAGAGCUGCUCCCUCCAUCAGCAUAGGGGGAUGGCAGGUGGGGGGAGAGAAAUGGGUAGAGAGGCCCCCCCCAAUAUGCACACAGCCACCUCACACCAUCCAUCAGCUCUGUAUGUCCUCACAUUAAAUUCUAUCUGAUAAACUGUUGUGUCAAAAAUAUUGCAUAUUUUGCAUAUAAAUGUCAGUCAUGGAUGAACUCGAUUCAGUACCAACCAUUAAGGACCUCAGCAAGGCAAUUGACAGUCUGGCCCCAGGGAAAGCUCCUGGCAGUGAUGGGAUUCCUCCAGACCUGAUCAAACACUGCAAGAGCUCACUCCUCCA